Messenger RNA from Phragmites australis (common reed), 3364 nucleotides. RefSeq names its product mechanosensitive ion channel protein 6-like. Gene Ontology annotation, biological process: monoatomic anion transport; transmembrane transport. NCBI's taxonomy places the organism in Eukaryota, Viridiplantae, Streptophyta, Magnoliopsida, Poales, Poaceae. Bases 177 to 3041 code for a protein of 954 amino acids. Gene Ontology annotation, molecular function: mechanosensitive monoatomic ion channel activity. The transcript has 5 exons. The record is from RefSeq and is a predicted model, not a curated record. Gene Ontology annotation, cellular component: plasma membrane.
AGACAGCAUCGCCGCGAGCACUGAACCAGCAACGCGCUAUUUAUUCACGAGUCGCUACUGCUAGCAUAAUAUAGCAAGCGCGGAAAAGGGGAGGAGGGAGCGGGGCGAGCUAGCUGAUUAGCCGUGUUGCCUAUCUUUGGAGAUUGUUUGGUUCGACCUUGGCCGGCGGCGAGGCGAUGGACCAGGUGCUGCGCAAGAGCAGCCUGCGGUCGCACGGGUCCGGCAAGUCGUUGUCCAGGCCGGGGUCGGGGACGCUGGACCCGCGGUCCCACGAGGAGCGACCAAUACUGGCCGGCAGCGACGGCGGCAACCGCCGGGAGGUCGUCGUGAAGAUCGAUGGGAACGGGAACGGGCACGCCCCGUUCUCCUUCCACUGCGCGGGAGGCGGAGGGGCGGGGAAUGCGACUUCGAGCACCAACUCGAUGGCCAGCACGCCGAGGGCGGCAAGCAGGACGAGGUCGAGCGGGACUAGCUCGCCGCGAUCUCCGGCCAAGGUGUUGCGGGAGGGGAGCUACGAGUUCUGGAAUAAUGACGGCGGCGGCGGCGACGGGAGCGCUGCCACCGAGGCGUUUAGCUUCAAGAACCGUCCGCCGCAGGCGCCGUCGUCUUCAUCGCAGGCGUCGUCCCUUUCGCUGUCGCCGCAGCCGGCGAACGCCGCGGGCGAGGGAGGCGAGGACCCGGCUACGCGGUUCAUCGGGAACUUCCUCCGGAAGCAGGCGGCGUCCGGCGACGAGAUGUCUCUCGACCCCGACAUGGAAAUGGAGGAGCUCGGGAGGACGGCGCAGCUGCGCGCGCAGACGUCCUUCUCUAGCUCGCUCGAACGGGAUGCCCAUGUCUCCUUCCAUGAACCCCAAAAGCGGCUCUCCACGUCGUCAUCUUCCUCCGAUUCCAGUGCCGGCGACGGCUGCAAGCUGGUACGCUGCUUAUCUACUUCCACCGCUGCGGGAGCGGGACCAUUGCUGCGAGCCAAGACGCGCUCCCGGCUCAUGGACCCGCCGCCGCAGCCGCAGUCGGCACCGGCACCGGCACCCGCCGCGGCUCCAGUCAUCGACGAGGAGCGGAGGUCGUCUGUCUUGCGGACUCCUACAAAGUCCGGCCAGCUCUUCUCGGGGCUUAUGUCCGGCCCCUUGGGCAAGUCAGGUCCCAUGGACGAGGAGGAGGACCCAUUCAUGAACGAGGAUAUUCCCGACGACUUCAAGCGUGGGAAGCUGGACUCUCUGACCAUCUUGCAGUGGGUCAGCUUGUUCGUCAUCAUCGCGGCUUUAGCGUGCAGCCUUAGCAUAAGGAUCUUGUCCGAGAAGAAGGUGUGGGGUUUGCACCUCUGGAAGUGGAAGCUCCUGGUGUUUGUGCUCAUCUGUGGCCGUCUCGUCUCCGGAUGGGUCAUCAGGAUUGCCGUGUUCGGUGUCGAACGCAACUUCUUGCUGCGGAAGCGUGUGCUCUACUUUGUGUAUGGCAUGCGCAGCGCCGUGCAGAAUGCGCUCUGGCUCGGCCUGGUGCUUGCCUCUUGGCACUUCUUGUUUGACAAGAACGUCCAGCAGGAGACAAACACUCCAGUGAUGCGCUACGUGACCAAGAUACUAUUCUGCUUCCUCGUCGCGACGCUGGUCCGCCUUGCCAAGACGCUGCUGCUCAAGGUGCUGGCCUCGUCCUUCCAUGUCUCCGCAUAUUUUGAUCGGAUUCAGGAGGCAUUGCUCAACCAAUAUGUCAUAGAGACACUUUCUGGGCCGCCAUUAGUUGAUGAAAACGAUGUGCUUGAGGAGGUUCACGAGCUCCAACGUGCAGGCGCAACCAUCCCGAAUGAGCUUCGUAGGGUGGUGCCAACCAAGAAUGUUUCUGGGCAAAGGAGUAUUCGGUUAUCAGGGAUCAUGCCAAAGGGAGAAGGUAGCAAGCAACUGUCGAAGGAGAAAGGAGAGGGGAUCCCUAUUGACAAGCUUCAUAGGCUCAACCAGAAAAACGUCUCAGCUUGGAACAUGAAGAAGUUGAUGAGGAUUGUUCGGUUUGGGACACUAAUGACAAUGGAUGAGCAGAUACAGCAGGCAACAGGCGAGGGGGGUGAAUCAGCGACACAGAUUCGCAGUGAAUAUGAGGCAAAGAUAGCUGCCAAGAAAAUCUUUCACAAUGUAGGGAAACCUGGCUCCAAGUACAUAUACUUGUCAGACUUGAUGCAAUUCGUGAGGCAGGAAGAAGUCAUCAAAGCAAUUAAUCUUUUUGAAGGAGCACAGGAGAACAGGGUCAGCAAGAGGUCUCUCAAGAAUUGGGUGGUGAAUGCAUUUAGAGAGCGCAAAGCUCUUGCCUUAACACUUAACGAUACAAAAACUGCAGUAAACAAGCUCAACCUGAUGGCUAAUGUUUUCGUUGGGAUCAUUGUGUUUGCUCUCUGCCUUCUAAUUCUGGGCAUAGCAACAACGCAUUUCUUUGUCUUCCUCAGUUCACAACUUCUUGUGGUAGUUUUCGUAUUUGGAAAUACUCUGAAGACAGUUUUUGAGGCGAUUGUGUUCUUGUUCGUGAUGCAUCCUUUUGAUGUUGGGGAUCGUUGUGAAAUUGAAGAUGUUCAGGUGGUUGUUGAGGAAAUGAAUAUCAUGACAACCGUGUUUCUCCGAUAUGAUAACCUGAAGAUCUAUUAUCCAAACAGUGUACUUGCCACCAAACCAAUCAUGAAUUACUACAGAAGUCCUGAUAUGGGAGAAGGGAUUGACUUUUCCAUUCAUGUUGCUACCCCAGUGGAGAAACUGGCCCUCAUGAAGGAACGAAUACUACGUUACAUAGACAACAACAAGGAACAUUGGUACCCGGGAGCCAUGGUUGUCCUACGGGAUGUCGAUGACACCAACAAGCUGAAAGUAUCAAUAUGGCUCCGGCACACACUCAACUUCCAGGACAUGGGGAUGAGGUUCGUGAGGAGGGAGCUGGUGCUCCAGGAGAUGAUCAAAGUAUCGAAGGACCUCGACAUCGAGUACCGGAUGUUGCCGCUUGAUGUGAAUGUACGGAAUGCGCCUCCCAUCCAGUCCACAAGGAUGCCUACAACAUGGAGUUAUUCUUGAAGCUGUAACAAAGACCAGACCAUUGAGCUAUGAGAUUGCAGAUGGUGUGUUACCUUCCAUGGAUUGAUUUUAGCUGCAAGAUCUUGGCGGAAGCCAGCGAAGUAGCAAGUGGUUUGAGCUGCAAGGGCUUGGUAGCAACUACUCCCCGUUAGUGGGCAGAUUAGCAUGUAGCGGGGCAGCCGUCACUUGUGCACCCUGUAAUUAAUGUAUUCUGUUGCGUGAUGAUAGAUAGCUUCGGUACAUUUGAUGGAAAACGGUGGCUUGGCGACAGUGGUAAUUAAAGAUGGCAAAUAUGGCAUGGCAUUGUAUAGGCAAACUUGAAA